AUGGAUCGAAAAUGGGGUGCGGAGGACCCAUAUGUAUUGGCCAGUCAGGCUAACCAGGUGUUUUACAUUGCCGAUAUUAAGAAUGGUGGUGCAUGGCAUAUUGUCCACAAGGUAUGUCCCAGAAGUUUGUACGAUGUCCCCGAGAAGGAGGCAGCAAUACAUGGGGAUCCAUUGUCUGAAAAUCAGCCAUACCAACAGGAUGUGGAUCUUUCGGACUUUCAUGUUAGUGAAAGUGAGUUACCGGAUUUGAGUCGUGAUGACGAGGCACCAACAAUUGUUACUGAGACAGUGAUACGAUCAUUUGAUAGACGAUCAGCAUCGGUAGAAGCAAGCGAUGAUGACAUCGACGACGACAUAUUGGAUGACCAUCAUUUGAACAGUAAUGAUGUUGAACACCAAGAUGGGUCUGAUCCAUCGUUCAGUGACCAGGAAGAAGAAGGAUAA
Molecule: messenger RNA, 444 nt
Organism: Linum trigynum
Lineage: Eukaryota; Viridiplantae; Streptophyta; Magnoliopsida; Malpighiales; Linaceae
Source: the annotation of a GenBank genome assembly